AUGAGCUUGCGCUUCCUCAACACAAGCUUCCUCUUCCUCCUCCCUGUCCUCGGGUCCCGUAUCACCAAAAUUGGUGUCCUCGAGGUGAUCGAAAGUUCCAUCGAGUGCAUCAGGGCCUGGGAUAUUGGUUAUGAACACACUGUCUUCUGCGCCAUCAAUGGCAAUAAUCCGAUCAUCCUUGUGCUUCGAUAUGGGUGGCUGUUCGGGGUGAUCAGAAGCAUCCGGAGGACGCUUGCUAGACGAUGGCACCGGUAUAGGAGCUGGAGUUUGUGCAGGAAGUGGUGGGGGGAAAAGUCUAGCGAGUCUGUUGGGUUUGUGCUGGAAGCAGGCAUCACAAUCACAUAUGAAGCGUAUAUGCGCAAUCGCAAUGUUAAUCUAGGCGUAGCUUUGCAACUUGCAAAGUGCCGUUUGCAACAUUUGCAGCAAAUACACUGCAAAUUUCUCACGUGUAUCGCUACCUAUCUACCUCAUUCUUGUCGAUUUUCACUGGGACUCAACGCCAACAGAUCGAUCAAAGUUGACUGUGCCGGUGCUAUGCCGAGAUUAGCAGUCAGACCCUGAAUUUUCUCGGCUUUCAUCCGACACCACACCACAACAUCCUAAAAAUGAGAAAAAAUGAGAUCUAUAUAGAGGCGGUACGAAUCUACAACACUCUAAAUUCGUGGAAGAUAAUAUGAAGUGGUUGAUGAGCUACAAAAGAUUUGCUGAAAAUGUUGCAGAUUACCCGGAGUGAUAGUAGUCUUGCAUUAA
Molecule: messenger RNA, 750 nt
Organism: Suillus bovinus
Lineage: Eukaryota; Fungi; Basidiomycota; Agaricomycetes; Boletales; Suillaceae
Exons: 6
Coding region: 1-561 (186 amino acids)
Source: RefSeq, a predicted model, not a curated record